Dentiscutata erythropus is the source of this 390-nucleotide messenger RNA. The record is from the annotation of a GenBank genome assembly. Lineage: Eukaryota; Fungi; Glomeromycota; Glomeromycetes; Diversisporales; Gigasporaceae.
AUGGAUCACUAUCAAAAUGAAUCAUUUGAAUCAUUUACUGCAACACCAGCAAAACCUUCUACUAAUAAUUCCAAAAAAACACGGGAAUAUUUUCGUGGACUUAGAAAUCAAGCAUAUGCGCAGCCAAGUUUUUUACAAAACAAGUCUCCAACUCAAAAAAAUCAUACAGAGUUGGAAAUAUACCUUGCAGAACCGGUUGACGAAGAGAAUGAUGAUCCAAUGAAGCUUAAAGAAAGAAACAAACAAGAACAAAGAUUCUCCUCCUUAUCAAAGUUUAAAGAUGCAUUUCUAGAAUUGACUAUAUUUAUAUCAGAAACUUUGUACAAUCACGAAUUCAUGGAUAAUAUACAACCUGGGUCAUUUUUUGAUGAACCAAAUAUAUACUUAUAG